This is a messenger RNA of Biomphalaria glabrata, 435 nucleotides long. RefSeq names its product octapeptide-repeat protein T2-like. The record is from RefSeq and is a predicted model, not a curated record. Lineage: Eukaryota; Metazoa; Mollusca; Gastropoda; Planorbidae. The coding region runs from base 1 to 435 and encodes 144 amino acids. The transcript has 2 exons.
AUGACGUCCUGUCUCAAUCACGAAGUUCCAAAUCCACCUCUUCACCUGGACUCGAGAGCCCAUCAGUUGGAAGCUAAGCAGUCAGAGAAGGAAAGAGUCAGCAAAGGUAAGAACCAGAGAAGGAAAGAGUCAGAGAAGACAAGGGUCAAUGCAGGACAGAAUCAGAGAGGGAAAGAGUCAGAGAGGGAAAGAGUCAAAGAAGGAAAGAGUCAGAGAGGGAAAGAGUCAAAGAAGGAAAGAGUCAGCAAAUGUAAAAACCAGAGAAGGAAAGAGUCAAAGAAGAAAAGGAUCAAUGCAGGACAGAAUCAGAGAGGGAAAGAGUCAAAGAAGGAAAGAGUCAGAGAAGGAAAGAGUCAAAGAAUGAAAGAGUCAGAGAAGGAAAGAGUCAGGGAUGAAAAGAUCCAGCAAAGGAAAGUAUAUCUAAUAGAUAUUUAA